CACUCCUCCACUCCGACAGCUACGCUAACAAAAUGUCCACAAAUGGCAGCACAAUGCCGUCCCCCCAGGUGCUGUACAACCUGGAAAACCCCGUCUUCUGUUGCUAUCUCUUUUGGGCCACGGUGCUGGUGGUCAAGAUGCUGCUCAUGUCGCUUUUGACGGCCCUGCAACGCUUCCGGUACAAGCUUCUGGGUCUGGUUCCAUUGGGACUGAGACGCAAGAUAUUUCCCAACGAGGAGGAUCUCUUCUUCAAGAACACAGAGGUGCAGUUUAAUGAUCCACAUGUGGAGCGCGUACGCAGAGCUCAUCGCAACGACAUGGAGAAUAUCUUGCCAUACUUCAUCAUGUCCCUGAUCUACAUCAGCACCAAUCCAGAUGCCACAGUCGCCUGCAACCUGUUCCGAGUGGCCUCCUUGGCCCGCAUAGCGCACACCCUGGUCUACGCCGUGUAUCCAGUGCCGCAGCCAUCCCGGAUAAUCGCCUUUGGCAGCAUGCUGCUCAUCACUUUUUACAUGGCCGCCGUUGUAGCCUUGCGCACCCUUAGCUUUAUCUGAUUGUAGCGCAUCCCUUUCGCUCCCUCUCUCUUUCUGUAUUAGACAAGAACGCAUUUGGCAUGAA
This is a messenger RNA of Drosophila obscura, 618 nucleotides long. RefSeq names its product microsomal glutathione S-transferase 1. NCBI's taxonomy places the organism in Eukaryota, Metazoa, Arthropoda, Insecta, Diptera, Drosophilidae. The transcript has 4 exons. The record is from RefSeq and is a predicted model, not a curated record. The coding region runs from base 33 to 554 and encodes 173 amino acids. Gene Ontology annotation, cellular component: membrane.